Molecule: messenger RNA, 1301 nt
Organism: Phlebotomus papatasi
Lineage: Eukaryota; Metazoa; Arthropoda; Insecta; Diptera; Psychodidae
Product: chromobox protein homolog 1-like
Exons: 4
Coding region: 147-800 (217 amino acids)
Biological process (GO): negative regulation of transcription by RNA polymerase II; chromatin organization
Cellular component (GO): nucleus; pericentric heterochromatin
Molecular function (GO): chromatin binding
Source: RefSeq, a predicted model, not a curated record
UCUUAACGCAUGUCGUAAGUUGAAGCGUAUUCUGUCAAAGUCGGCAUCUCUCCUUGUGCAUCCAAAUUUUGCAUCUGCGUGAAAAUUGAAAAUUCUUGUGCAAAAUACAUCACUUUCUCCUUUAGGAUACGUGAUUUUUUUCCAAAAUGGGUAAGAAGAAGCGCGACAAUGUGUCGUCAGAUUCCGAGGGAGAGAAUGAGUAUCAAGUGGAGUCGAUCAUAGAUCGUCGUGUGAAAAAAGGCAGGGUCGAAUAUUAUAUCAAAUGGGAGGGUUAUUCUUCUGAAGAAAACACCUGGGAACCUAUUGACAACCUCGACUGCCAGGAACUCAUUGAAGAAUUUGAGGCGGCUCGGGCUUCUUCAUCCAAGGAUGACUCUUCUAAAGAUUCCUCGAAGUCUAAGACACGCAAACCGAGCAAACGCAAGGCCGAAGAUGAGGAUUCGGAGGAGGAUGGUGGUGGCCCGAAAAAAUCCAAGAAGAGUCUCGUAAGUUCGGAUGACAGUGAUCAUGAGACAGAAAAUAAAAGUAAGACAACGGAGAAAAGUCGAGCUAAAAAGUCGAAGAACAGCGAUGGUGAUCAUAAAUCUAAAAAUGGAGAUUCGCAGCAACUGGUUCCGGAGACAAUUCUUGGUGCUACUGACAUCAAUGGGCCGCUUAUGUUUCUUGUGAAGUGGAAGGGAACGGACAAGGCUGAAUUGAUUCCUGCAAAGGAGGCGAAUGUCAAGUUCCCUCAAGCCGUCAUUGCGUUCUAUGAACAGAGACUCAUUUGGCAUUCUGUUAAGGAUAAGGCUAGCGAAUAAGGAUAUUAUUUUUAAUUUUUGCCUAAUAAGAUUAAUCCCAUUCUGGAAUUGACAAACAAAAAAUAGUGUAACAAGAAAGUUUCUCUUUUCCUACAUAAUAUUUCUGUAUGUGUCAAUUUUGAAUUUGUUAUGAAUUAAAAGAAAUUUUGUUUAAAAUUAAAUUCCUCUCAAAAUUUAAAUGAUUUUUAAAAUUCCAGAAUUGUGAAGUGUUAUCUCUUAAAAUCACAAGACACCAUACUCAACUUCUCGCUGUAAUUUGUCCAAAAAAUUAGAGAUGCGUUAUAUCUCAACAUUCCCUUAUUGGUUUCUGAUUGCGAGAAACAAAAAAGGUGUUCACAGUACACACAGAUCAAUGUUAGUCCAGAAAAACAAUAUCAAAUGUCUAUCAGUUCUAACUUUGGGAGAAAUGAAAGUUGUUUUUAGUCAACGUAUGUUUUGUAUUACAAAAAAAGAAAUGAAAAUUCAGUGAAAUAUCAUGGUUUUUGGAAUUGAAACACAAAA